GUAACAGAAGAAGAGGAAGUGAUAUUUUCUUGACAACGAAGCAACUGUUUCUUUCCUGAACGCUCCUCUAGUGUCAGUCUGCGUGAAAUCCUGCGGUCAUUGCUGUCUCUUUUGUGAGUUUGUGUGUGUGAUCAGAGUACACACAUAGAGAGAGAAGGUCACUUUCAGAGCCAUAAACCUCCCCAGUAACCAGCGUUUCAUCUCGAGUUGCGACGUGUACAGGAACUACGCGAUGAGUUGCACAUAGACAGCCAGCUCACAGCAGGCCAUUCGCUUCUUUCGUAUGUCUGCAUUUGUUUGUGAAGUUGAAACCAUGACUAACUGGAGAAGAUUUCGGAUUGGUUGCCCGUGGGCCUCAUGUUUGGCAGUAUUUGUGUUUGUGUUGCUGGCCGAGAAUGUUAACGCCAGGCCGGCGAAUAUGUCAGCAUUGAAAGACAAACAUCUCAGUAGUAAAGAGGAAAACGAGAUCCUUCCACCCGACCAUCUGAACGGUGUGAAGCUGGAGAUGGAUGGUCACCUUAAUAAAGACUUUCAUCAGGAGGUGUUUCUGGGGAAGGACAUGGAAGAAUUUGAGGAAGACUCGGAACCCAGAAGGAACAGGAAGAAACUUAUUGAAAUCUUCACCAAGGUGGAUAUCAAUAAAGACAGGAGCGUCAGUGCUAAAGAAAUGCAGCGCUGGAUCAUGGAGAAGACGGAGGAACAUUUUCAGGAAGCCGUUAGAGAGAAUAAGCUCAGUUUUAAUGCUGUGGACCCUGAUGGGGAUGGACAUGUUACUUGGGAUGAAUAUCGUGUGAAGUUUUUGGCAAGCAAAGGUUUCAAUGAGAAAGAAGUAGCUGAGAAGAUAAAGAACAAUGAAGAACUAAAAGUUGAUGAAGAAACCCAGGAGGUUCUGGAGAGCUUGAAGGAUCGCUGGUUCCAAGCAGAUAACCCUCCAGCUGACCAGCUGUUGAAUGAAGAUGAGUUCCUCUCUUUCCUACAUCCUGAGCAUAGCAGAGGCAUGCUCCGAUACAUGGUGAAGGAGAUUGUACGAGACCUAGAUCAAGAUGGAGAUGGAAAGUUGACUCUUGCUGAAUUUAUCUCCCUCCCCAUGGGAACUGUGGAGAAUCAGCAUGCCCAAGAUAUCGAUGAUGACUGGGUUCGUGAAAGAAAGAAGGAAUUUGAAGAGGUCAUUGAUGCUAACCAUGAUACGAUUGUAACCAUGGAAGAGUUGGAGGAGUACAUGGACCCCAUGAAUGAUUACAAUGCCUUGAACGAAGCCAAGCAGAUGAUUGCUGUGGCAGAUGAGAACCAAAACCAUAACCUGGAGCUAGAGGAGAUCCUUAAAUACAGCGAGUACUUUACUGGCAGCAAACUCAUGGACUAUGCCCGCAAUGUACACGAGGAGUUCUAAACUCCUCAAAUCUGUAAAAAAUUAAAAUAGUAAUAUAUUUGUAUAUAUUCCUCAAGGCUACACUGAGGGCUAUACAAAGUGUUGCAAGAAUUAUGUUGAUCUUUGCUUGCCUCCCAGAUUGGGAUCAAAAAGUGCGUUUGAACUUGCGUUUGUAACUUAACAAACCUGCAAUUCAGUUGCAGUACAAAGGCAUAACAUUGCGAGUCUGCUUUCGUGAUGUCACAGGUGUGCUGCUCAAGGUGUGAUUCCUGAAUUACAAAUGAGCUUACCCCAUACAUUCCCCUGAAAUUAAGUUGAGACACUUUGUCUCUUUCAUUAAUUUUGGGAGUGAUUAUAAUUUGGAAAUGAGUAAUGUAUGGAAAUGAGAAAUUUGGUCAGGGAAUAGAGUGUUUUCCACAUAGAGGUGGAAUUGAAUUAAACAUUUAUUAAUGUAUAUAAUAUAGUUACUUGAAGUGCCAUAAUAUGUACAGUAAAUGUUUUGACAUUUUGGGUGGAUUGGGUGUUAAGACUGUGCUUUAACAGGGGGUUUGUAUGAUUAGCUUUCUAAGCUGCAACCCCUGUCAUUUCUAAAGAUGAAGAAAAUGUAUUAAGGGUUUUUACAAACCCAAAAUUAUUAAUUUUGUGAACUUAAUUAUAUAUCACUUCUUUUAGAAUCUCAUCAUUCAAAGUAAACCAGUUAAAGUUUCAAAUGCCUAGUAAAGAAAUCAGUUUUUUGACAGAGUAUAGAAAAAGCUGUCUAGAUGUGAUUUAUUGGAUUAUUUGAACAUUAGCUUUUUUUGUAAGGAACCCUUUUUUGUCAGUUUGGUGAAUUCAUAAUUUCAUAUGGCCUGAAUAUUAUUUUAUGACUGCAAGUGAAAAAUCAAAUCAUCCUGUUACCUCAGGAAUUACUUUCAGUCACAUGCUAAUAUUUCAGUGGUUCCCUGACCUACUGACAAUAUAUUGGAAAAUUUUCCCAAAUGUGGUCAUUGCUCCUCCAUUGAAGUUUGUGAUACACAUAAUUUUUUUAAACUAAUGUCAAGUUUUGUUGUGCAAAGACGGUCUUGACUGUGCAAUAAUUUCUUUUAAGCAUGCUUUGGUAAUAGACCCCCCUUUAUCAUUCCAGUACUUUUGGCUGUUAAAACACUAGCUCCUAAUGUGUUCCCAAUCAUCCAUGUACAGAACAUUGACUGACCAUAUAUUGCCCUCAUCCUGUGGAAAUUCAAGUGACCUUUUUUAAGCUUUAAAAUGCAUCAUAUUGCUUUUCAUACCAUUAUUAUUAGACAUUUUAAUGCACCAAUCAAGCAAUGGAUGAAAUAUACCUCUAAAUUUGACACCUCUAAAACUACUUGGGGGAUUAUGCUGUGAAGUCUGGCAACCUUUAAAUCUUCGUUAACAUUUCUGAUAUAAACUGUGCCAGAUUUGAAUGUGAAAUUAGGCUGUAAUAAAAAAAAACAGCUACAACAAUCUGUAUAUAAUUUUGCAUCAUCAGACCCUUCUGAUAUCAGGAAGUCAGGAAUAUAAAUAUUGACAAAUUUGAGAAUAAAACCAUUGAGAAUUCUAUAAAACCAAUGUUGAAAGAUGGAGUUAAUAUAUUUACUUUUAUGUCAGGAUCAUAUCCACAUAAUUAAGUUGUACAUUUAUUUGAAAGGUCUAGAAAAUCUCAGAGAAAAAUAAAGAAAAUUGCGACAUGGUUUCUUUUUGCUUUCUAAAGUCUACAAAUAAAUUUCAAUGAAAUUGAAAAUUAAAAACUAACCAUUUAUUCAGGUUUAUACUCCUAAUAUACACCAUAAUCUACUAGUAGGUAAAAAAAAAAAAGAUAUGCUGUCAAUUUGAUACAAAAUAUUUUCCUGAUAAUAUUGUAAUCACUUCUUUUGGAAUUAGUAAAAUGACAAUAUACUGUAAGUGACAACUAUUUGAUUUUGUCAACAUCAUGUUGUCUUUAUAAUAUUAUCCUUACUAUUUUUCACACAAGGUAUGAAUGGGUGUUUUUACAUGAAACUUAGCCUCCUCAUUCAAAUUCAGUUGAAGUUAGAAGUUUACAUACACCUUCGCAAAAUACACUUAAACUCAGUUUUUCACAAUUACUGCCAUUAGGUCAGUUAGUAUGGAGCCAGAAAUAUGCCAAAACAAUUUGAAUUGUGUAAAUUUGAAUUAUAGACUUUUGAAUUUGAAUUAUAAGUGUGAUAUUGCCAAAUGAAAUAUUACGUUGUAUUUUAAAUAGGUUUGAAUUUGGAUUUUUUUAAACUCCAAUACUGGACAUUUCAUAUUUAACCAAAUUUAAUUGUUUUUUUUUUAUGGCACAAUCUUAUAAAUAUAUAUUUUCAAACAGCACAUUUUUGGUUCUGAAUUCUUACACUGUAAAUAUCCCGUUUUAAAAAAUACAGCUUCAAGUUUUCAAGAUGAAGAAGAAAUUCAGAACACCAAAUUCAAUAUUCUAAAAUUCAACCUAAAAUCGAACCUUUUUAUGCUGCUUGUUUAAACUUAUUUUGCAUCUUUGAAGAUUUAUGACAAGAACAAGUGAAAUGUACAUAAUUUAAAAUUAUUCUCACAGUCAAACUAAAAAUAAAUGGCAUAAUGACUAAACAUCAAUAGGGAUGUGCACUCUCUGAGUGAGAAUGACAGUCAUACUGUGUUUGUAAUGUUUGUUGGAGUUCUGUGUGUAAAUUAUCCAUUAAAUGCCUUACAAUAAGCCUACAAUUUGCAUGAAAUUAAUUGUAUAAUGUAAUCACGCCUGCUAAAUCAC
Xyrauchen texanus (razorback sucker) is the source of this 4112-nucleotide messenger RNA. Its product is annotated as 45 kDa calcium-binding protein-like. Gene Ontology annotation, cellular component: endoplasmic reticulum. Bases 284 to 1390 code for a protein of 368 amino acids. Gene Ontology annotation, biological process: calcium-ion regulated exocytosis. NCBI's taxonomy places the organism in Eukaryota, Metazoa, Chordata, Actinopteri, Cypriniformes, Catostomidae. Gene Ontology annotation, molecular function: calcium ion binding. The transcript has 7 exons. The record is from RefSeq and is a predicted model, not a curated record.